Molecule: messenger RNA, 901 nt
Organism: Suncus etruscus (white-toothed pygmy shrew)
Lineage: Eukaryota; Metazoa; Chordata; Mammalia; Eulipotyphla; Soricidae
Gene: GP1BB
Product: glycoprotein Ib platelet subunit beta
Exons: 2
Coding region: 114-728 (204 amino acids)
Source: RefSeq, a predicted model, not a curated record
GGUUAUUUCUAGCAAGGAGCCAGCGCUGUGGUCUGCGGUGGGUGGACGGACAGCCUGUCCCCGCCUGUUCCUCCAGCCCGUGCCAGAGCCAGCCAGGUCACCAUCCUGUCGCCAUGGGCUCGGGGCCACGCGGGGUACUGAGCCUGCUGCUGCUCCUGCUAGCCCAGCCGGGCUGCCCAACCCUGAACUGCCCCUCUCCAUGCCGAUGCGCCGGGACGCGCGUGGACUGCGGCCGGCUAGGGCUGACCUGGGCCUCGCUGCCAGCCGCCUUCCCGCUCGACACCACCGAGCUGGUGCUGGCAGGGAACAACCUGACCUCGCUGCCCCCAGGGCUGCUGGACUCGCUGCCCUGGCUCCGCACUGCCCACCUGGGUGCCAACCCCUGGCGCUGCGACUGUCACCUGUUGCCCCUGCGCGCCUGGCUGGCCGGCCGGCCGGAACGCGCGCCCUACCGCGACCUGCGCUGCGCCGAUCCCCCAGCGUUGCAGGGCCGCCUGCUGGCCUACCUGGCCGAGGAGGAGCUGCGGGCCGCCUGCACGCUCGGUGCUCUCUGCUGGACCGCGCUGGCGGCGCAGCUCGUGUUGCUAGGCCUCGGGAUGCUGCAUGCUCUCCUGCUGCUUCUGCUGCUCUGCCGCCUGCGGAGACUGCGGGCCCAGGCCCGAGCCCGGCGUCGCCUUUCGUUCACCCAGCCGCUGGUGGCCGAGCCGGCGGGGGACGGAGGGUCCUGAUGCUGCAGAGCACAACACUAGCAGCAUGGACCUGCCUGAGAACUCCACCGACUCCCCCCAGGGGCCCACACCCUCCCUGGACCUGGUCCCCGCUAUACACCACCAUCCCCAGGUCUCCUCUCCACGAACCCCGAGACUGCCCCAUUCGCGUGCUCCAGGUUGGCGGGGCCAGA